Molecule: messenger RNA, 720 nt
Organism: [Torrubiella] hemipterigena
Lineage: Eukaryota; Fungi; Ascomycota; Sordariomycetes; Hypocreales; Clavicipitaceae
Source: the annotation of a GenBank genome assembly
AUGGCCCAAUAUACCGUUAUCCCUUUCACCGACAUCAGCAAGCUGCCCGCUUGUGCCGCAGGCUGCGGUCCUCUCUACGAUGCAAAUGGCGCCUGUGUGCCACCAGCCGUCAAGGCUGGUACACCCGCCGACUGGCUGCAGUGUGUCUGCUACCAACCGAACCUAUUUGCAUUGGUCUCUAACCCUGCUGCGCUCUGCCCGAAUGCCUGUGCUGGUAACCCAGCCGGCUCUACAUCGAUAGCCUCAUGGUACAAGACUGCCUGUAGCAACGGCCCUGGAUUUAAGACUGCGCCAGGAAACAACAACGGUAACCCUCAACCCACUACUGCCGCCACAACGUCCACUGGUGUACCUUUUACAACACCUCACGCUAACUUGGGUGAUUCCAACGGUAACUGGCUUUCGAACCACUGGCAGUGGGUUGUCAUGCUUGUCAUUCUGAUUGUCGGUAUCGCUGCUAUCUGGAUCGGAGCCUGCAUCUGGCGCCGCCGCUACCUCCGUAAGAAGGAUCGCCAGAACAUCCUCGGCCAGAAGCACUCCGGCUCCAACUCUCGCCCCUCGUGGGGUCCUCCCCUCGGUGGUGGCCUGGCCGACCGCGAACAAGCCGACUACUCCAAGUUCACCCGAGAGCCGCUACCCAACAUGACAGCCGCCGCUGGCACUCCCGAGGAAAAGGCAGCCCGCAAGUCGAAGCGAUGGAACCCCAUGCAGCGCACCUAG